GAGGAAACGGGAAACAACGAACCUCGUACCGAUGAGAUCGGGGACGUACCGUUGGGAGAUCCUCUCGCAGAAAGAGCAGAACAUCUGCUGGCGUCACACGCGCCCUAUCCAGGAGAUGACCUGGAGAAGGAAGAGUCCUUUUCGGGUCAACGAUUCAUCGUCUACCGGACAUCGGACACUCACCACGUUAUAUUGGAUGGCGCUCGGAGAUCGGAGGAAGAUCUACUAGUCCCUAGUGAUCUGUUAGCAAACCCGAAGUUUCUAAUAGGUAAUUGGUAUACCACUCACCUCGCAAAGCGUCUCCUUAUGCCAAAGCACCUGGUACGUCUAAUGCACAAUGGCGACCCAAUGGGCGACCCUAUAUCCAGCAGGGUUGGUGAUAUCUUGAAUAGUGAGCGCAACUUUCCA
Messenger RNA from Suillus clintonianus, 408 nucleotides. RefSeq lists its product as uncharacterized. The record is from RefSeq and is a predicted model, not a curated record. The transcript has a single exon. Lineage: Eukaryota; Fungi; Basidiomycota; Agaricomycetes; Boletales; Suillaceae. The annotation marks the transcript as partial.